AUGCUUUCGCGGGCGUUCAUAAUUACAUUCGUUGUUGCCCUAACCGGUAGCGGAAUUUUCAUAACAAAUGUUUCGUCGGCCGAUAUCCAACACAGCGGCAUUGUAACGGUUACAAAUGAAACACGCUAUUUCAGCCAGCACCCGGAUGUUAAACCAAUUGUCUUCAACAAGGAAUAUUACGCCAAGGGAAAUGUUAUUUUUACAUGCGGCGAACGUAUCGACGGUGAUCAACUACUUCUGACAUUUAUGGAUGAAGACGAGUACACCAGCAACAAAGAUGUUGAAGUAUAUUUACGUUAUCCCGCUAGCGGUUUGAGUCGCUAUUACAUUAGUUACGUAUCCAUCUACACCUAUAUCUCAUCGACACUGGCCGAUGCAUAUUUCGUUGGUGGCGGUAUUCGUCAAUCGUAUGCCGAGAUUCUGAUGGUUGCAAAUAAAACAUCCAAUUUCGGUUAUCAAAUUAAUUUUUAUGGAUUUUAA
This is a messenger RNA of Musca vetustissima, 480 nucleotides long. RefSeq lists its product as uncharacterized. The transcript is spliced from 2 exons. The record is from RefSeq and is a predicted model, not a curated record. The coding region runs from base 1 to 480 and encodes 159 amino acids. Lineage: Eukaryota; Metazoa; Arthropoda; Insecta; Diptera; Muscidae.